AGGUCAAAAUAAACAAUUAUUUCACAUUCCCCCAUUCUCACUCCCUCCUAGAACUCGUUUAACACUAUGAAAAUUUCCGGGAUAUUAACUUUUUUGGCCAUUUUCGGUGGCUAUUCUGUGAUUUUUGGUUUUGCAGCUCAAGAAUUUGGUGGAAUGAGUGAUUGGAUAAGUCACCAUCCCUCGCGUAUCCUUCCACAUCUUACCGCAUCCUGCCAGAAGCAUGAAGCCUACUGCUUAUCGAACAUUGGGCUCACUGCACACUACUUGAUCGAGUUCGCCAGGCUUUUGAUCGAAAUACCCGGAAAAACUGAAGCCAAAUUGAUUAAUGAUUUGGAUAGCCUUACAACUUAUCUGGACAGCUGCAAGGACGCCGAGUGCCUUAUUGAUUUUCAGCAGCAGUUUGGAAGAGAAUUUGAGCAGGCUAUCACAAAGGCUGGAAAUAUCAUCAGAGCUUCUGAAAAGGGUGGUCAUUACGCCAAGGAGAAUGAUUUGAUGUAUGCAGACGAGUUUUUUGGAUAAAGAUUUAUUUUUUACUGUUUUAUUAUUUUUUAAAUAAAGACUUAACUGGAGGCCUGCGAAACCUGCUAGAUGUCGGGCGCUGCGAUU
Molecule: messenger RNA, 606 nt
Organism: Caenorhabditis elegans
Lineage: Eukaryota; Metazoa; Nematoda; Chromadorea; Rhabditida; Rhabditidae
Gene: Y116A8C.3
Product: DUF19 domain-containing protein
Exons: 5
Coding region: 67-519 (150 amino acids)
Source: RefSeq, marked reviewed